AUGGUUCGCCCUUUCAAGUUCGGCAGCGAACUUUGGGAUCCGUCCCACCGGUUCGAGACCUCAUGGCUGUUACCACCCUACGUGCUCUUCUUCUGUAGAUCGGUGUUCUCCCUCUAUGCCUUCACAACCCUUUUCUUCGUUAUCGGCUGGUCGUGCACCCAUCCCGCCGAAGGGUCCUCGUACGCCUGCGAGGAUGCCGCCGCAAACUUCUCUUACUUCACGACGCUGACAUACUGGGGCAUCGCCUUCUAUUUCCUCUUCUCCUCGAUCCACACCUUCUCGUAUGCCCGCUGGCAGUCGGCCCCUCUCGACUCGUGGCCGCGGCCCCUACAAGCCCUGCACUCCCUGUUCUACACGACCAUUACCACGUUCCCAUUCCUCGUCACCAUCGUCUACUGGGGUUUACUAUACGGACCCGAAUGGUUCCCGACGCAGUAUCGCGCAUGGAGUAACAUUUCUCAACAUGCCAUGAACAGUAUGUUCGCCCUGUUCGAAAUCAUAAUCCCGCGCACGAACCCGGCCCCCUGGCUACAUAUCGCCUUCCUCAUCGUCCUUCUGGCUCUGUACUUGUCCUUGGCGUAUUUGACGUACCACACCAAGGGCUUCUACACGUACAGCUUCCUCGACCCAGGCAAGCAGCACUCACUGGUGGCCGCCUACGUGUUUGGCAUCGCCAUCGCUAUCAUCAUGAUCUUCGCUCUUGUGUGGGGUCUCAUCUGGACGCGCAGGUGGGCGACGGAGAAGAAGCUAGGUAUGGAUGGUAAGUUUGCCCGCGGCGCGCAUCCCACGUGGGGGGGCGAGAAUGAGAGGUAUGAGAUGGGCAGUCCGACUGCGUUUGCUCACAAGUGA
Molecule: messenger RNA, 849 nt
Organism: Pseudomassariella vexata
Lineage: Eukaryota; Fungi; Ascomycota; Sordariomycetes; Amphisphaeriales; Pseudomassariaceae
Exons: 2
Coding region: 1-849 (282 amino acids)
Cellular component (GO): membrane
Source: RefSeq, a predicted model, not a curated record